ACAAACGCAAGCUCAGAAAUGAUCCUCGUAGAGGACACACGAUGGCUUUUUGUGUGCUCUUCAUGUUAGGUAAAUGGCGCGGAAAUCCAAGUCCAUCAGGGUUUAUGUAAGGGACUGGCUUCACUUCUGGGUCAUGUUUUGGUACAUCCAGUUCCACUGUUUGCUCGGUGAAGAGUUCACGAUGAGUCACCGAGGAGAGCUGGUUGCCAAAAUGCCCGAGAAACGCGCUGGACUCUGUACUUGUGUUUGUUUCACUUCUGGCUCGAUUGCGUUAGCUUGCUUUGUAGCACAAAACAAAAUAAAAAUCGCUGACACAGCUGUAGGUGUAGCUCAGAUCAAACUGUUAAACUUGUAGAGUCCCUCCAGUUGUUGUAAAACACCCAAGACCUGUAGGCCUGAAGGGUGGCACGCCGACGUGCAGGGUCUCUGUCAGGGCUGUCAGCUGAACCAACUGCUUCUUAGUAAAUAAACAAACAAAUAGGUGGGCAUCCUCAAGGAAGGCUUCUCCAGAGAAAACAACGAAACACCGCUACCACUCCUUUCCUAAAGGCUCAACUGCCUCACCUAGAGUCUCAGACUCUGAAUAGCUCUUUUGAAGACAGCUUUGAUUAUUACUUUUUGUAACAAAGCAAUAGAUUUAAUUUUUUUUUUUUAUCACUGUGCAAGAUUGAUCUGCACAGUUUGUGAAUCUGGCACAGCUCUUGAGUUGUUUGAUUGAAGACUUUUUGAGCAGUCAAAAUAUAUUUGAUUAGAAGGCUCAGAGGAAGACAAGAUAACAGAGACUUACUGCAAACUGACUGUUUAUAUUGCCAGGUAUGAUUAAUACGUUUCUGCUGAAAUAAUAGAGAAGUGGAAAGGAAAGCAACCGUGUUGCCAACACAAACAACUGAUCUGAGUCUGGAGCAGUUCUUACUUUGCCUGCUAUUCUCUAACUCUUUCUCUGAAAAGUUAACCUUCAAACAAAACCAGAGGGACCCUUAAUUCAAGGCAUUUUAAUUAUGUUGGAACUGCAGCAUAUAUUAGUACAUGCAGCCACGAGUGGCAGCUCGCAUUCAACGCUCUAGUAAUGCCAUAAUGGGCCGAAUGGCUGGACUGAAGUACUGAACAUAGCAAGGAAAUCCCCAUGUUUUUAUAAACCAGACAUAACUCUUUUACUCAUAGAAAAGUCAGGAGGGCCUGGAGCUUUCUGUGUGGCUGUCUACCAAAGUCCUCAAAUUAAAUUCUUCUUUUAUUUCGACCCAUGCCUGCAUGUGGUGCAAGGAUGCCCCAUAACGCCGUCCACUGUUCUUGAGAAGGCGACCAAAGAGGAGGAGAAAGGGUAGGAAAUGACGGAGUGUUUGACAGAAUACAAAGCGCUGGUGACUCCGUCCACGCGCAAUGGUCACCGUGUCUUCAGCUACACGCUCAAGAGCCACACGUCGGCUGCCUUCGCCAUCAUGAAUGAGCUGCGGCUGGAGCGGCAGCUGUGCGACGUCACGCUGCGCGUGCGCUACAAGGACCUGGAGGCGGUGGACUUUGUGGCUCACAAGGUGGUGUUGGCCUCCUCGUCCCCGGUCUUCAGGGCCAUGUUCACCAACGGCCUGAAGGAGUGCGGUAUGGAGUUGGUGCCCAUCGAAGGAAUUCACCCCAAGGUAAUGGACAGACUGAUAGAGUUUGCCUACACAGCCAGCAUCUCUGUGGGUGAGAAGUGUGUCAUCCAUGUGAUGAAUGGUGCUGUCAUGUACCAGAUAGACAGCGUGGUCAAGGCCUGCUGUGAUUUCCUCGUCCAGCAGCUUGACCCCAGCAACGCUAUUGGCAUUGCCAGCUUUGCAGAGCAGAUCGGUUGCACAGAGCUCCACCAGAAGGCCAGAGAAUACAUCUACAUGAACUUCAGCCAGGUAGCAACCCAAGAGGAAUUCUUCAACUUGUCCCACUGCCAGCUGGUCAACCUGAUCAGCCGCGACGAGCUCAACGUGCGCUGUGAGUCCGAAGUCUUCCAGGCAUGCGUGGCCUGGGUGCGAUAUGACCGGGAGAACAGGCGACCGUACGUCCAAGCCUUACUCCAGGCUGUCCGCUGCCAUUCCCUCACCCCCAACUUCCUGCAGACCCAGCUUCAGUCUCUGGACUGGGACCCACAGUGUAAAGACUACCUGGCUCAGAUCUUCCAGGACCUCACCCUCCACAAACCCACCAAAGUGAUUUCUUGCAGAACUCCCAAGGUGCCGCAGCUCAUCUACACAGCAGGGGGUUAUUUCCGUCAGUCGCUCAGCUACCUGGAGGCUUACAACCCUUGCACGGGAACCUGGCUGAGGCUUGCCGACCUGCAGGUACCCCGAAGCGGCCUGGCCGCCUGUGUGAUCAGUGGGCUUUUCUAUGCUGUUGGUGGAAGAAACAACGCGCCUGAUGGUAACAUGGACUCAAACGCUUUAGACUGUUACAAUCCUAUGAACAACUGCUGGCUGCCGUGUGCACCCAUGAGCGUGCCCAGGAACCGAAUCGGAGUCGGAGUCAUCGAUGGCAUGGUAUAUGCAGUUGGUGGAUCACAUGGGUGCAUUCAUCAUAAUAGUGUGGAAAGGUAUGAUCCAGAACAGGAUCAGUGGCAGCUGGUAGCCCCGAUGUUAACACGACGUAUCGGUGUGGGUGUGGCGGUCAUCAACCGGCUGCUCUACGCUGUGGGGGGGUUCGACGGGGCCAACCGGCUCAGCUCCUGUGAGUGCUACAACCCUGAGAAGGAUGAGUGGAAGACCAUGGCUCCGAUGAACACGGUCCGCUCCGGAGCUGGCGUGUGUGCACUUGGCAAUCAGAUCUUUGUGAUGGGCGGAUACGACGGCACCAACCAGCUGAACACGGUGGAGCGCUAUGAUGUAGAAACCGAUACGUGGAGCUUUGCUGCCUCCAUGAGGCACAGACGCAGUGCUCUGGGAGUCACUGCGCUGCAUGGACGCAUCUAUGUGUUGGGAGGUUACGAUGGCAGCACUUUCCUCGACAGUGUGGAGUGUUACGACCCAGAGCAGGACACUUGGUCAGAGGUGACCCACAUGACUUCAGGCCGCAGCGGCGUGGGAGUGGCUGUCACCAUGGAGCCCUGCCAAAAGGAUUUAUUGCAGUGUCAGGCGUGUGACGGUGGAAGAACCAGUGGCAAGGCGGACCCUUCGGCAAAUGCACGCGAAGAUCUGAGCAGGACCCGAUCCACACACUGACACGCAUCUCAAAACUGACCUGUGAAAACUGGUCCUUUAAAUUGAGUGUCGUUAUAAGAUCCAGACAGUCCAGCUUUGUGCUCCAACGCGGCAUUUAAAGCCCUCAGCUAGAUCAUAAUUUGUAAAGUUCAAGAAAAGGGCUCCAUAGUAAAAAGGUCACUUUACUGGCCCGAUGAGUCAUCAGGGGCUCUUUAUUGCAUUUAAAGAGCAAACUAAAUCUGAUAGGUGAAGGAAAUACUUCAAGCGAUCAGAUUAUGUAAACAAAACGUAGCAUUUGUGUGUGUGUGUGUGUGUGUGUGUGUGUGU
Neolamprologus brichardi is the source of this 3485-nucleotide messenger RNA. NCBI's taxonomy places the organism in Eukaryota, Metazoa, Chordata, Actinopteri, Cichliformes, Cichlidae. The record is from RefSeq and is a predicted model, not a curated record.